CUUUCAGCAACUCUGAGGAACUGAGUUUUAAUCUGGAUCAGAAACUUCAGGCCAUUUUUAUAGGCCUUCUAUUCCGGAUAUAUUACGGUCAAAUCCAUAAUGGGUAUCAUUAAAACUACUCUUUUAAAGCCGUUACAACAAAAGAAGUAACUGACCAUUGAAAUUUAGUGAAGUAUAAGCUUACUCAAAUUACAAAUUUUAUUUAUUAAUAUUGUAUUAGACGCUAUUUUCUUUUCAGUUGUGAAAAUUAUGGUAUGAUGAAAUAAACAUAAUGAUAAUUGGAUAAUUUUCAGACAGAACAUCAUGAAUUACAUAAUUCUGAUCCUAUUAGUCACAUCCUUAUGCCAAAUUUUACCUGCAAAUACAUACGAUGCCAGUAAGGUCAAUUCAUCUUCAUGGCAUCCGAUUUCAAAAAGAGAUAGCCCGAUCGAAUGGAAAAGUUGCAACGAUGAUGGACCAGUAAGAAUGACUAGUCUUGUUUUAUUUCCGAAUCCAAUACCAUUAAGAGGAACCAUCUCUCUAGGUGGUCAUAUCAUUGUAGACAGACCUAUAGGUUCACCUAUAAAGGUAACUGUUAAAGUAUACAAAAAUAUGCUUGCUUGGGUUUAUGUAAAGGAAAUUAAUGUAGGUAACAUAUGUGACCUGUUUCCGCCAUAUUGCCCAGACACACUAAUGGUACAUGAUUUGCCAUGCAGAUGUCCAAUUAAAGCGUUGUGA
Centruroides sculpturatus (bark scorpion) is the source of this 717-nucleotide messenger RNA. Its product is annotated as ganglioside GM2 activator-like. NCBI's taxonomy places the organism in Eukaryota, Metazoa, Arthropoda, Arachnida, Scorpiones, Buthidae. The record is from RefSeq and is a predicted model, not a curated record. The transcript has 4 exons. Gene Ontology annotation, biological process: lipid transport; ganglioside catabolic process. Gene Ontology annotation, molecular function: enzyme activator activity; lipid carrier activity. The coding region runs from base 304 to 717 and encodes 137 amino acids. Gene Ontology annotation, cellular component: cytoplasmic side of plasma membrane.